Messenger RNA from Peronospora matthiolae, 609 nucleotides. Lineage: Eukaryota; Oomycota; Peronosporomycetes; Peronosporales; Peronosporaceae. The record is from the annotation of a GenBank genome assembly.
AUGGCUCGACUUGCACAGGCGAUCAGCGAGAUUGUGAAUCCGAAGCCCACGGCUCUCGUUCCAGUGGCCUUGGGCUGUGAAGAGAUUGAAGUGGCAGCUCUCUGCGUCGUACUUGCUCGCGGUGGUGUGCGUGUGACAGUUGCAAAUGUCGGAGGACACCUCCACCAUAUAGUAAAGCUGGCAAAGGGCACGAGUGUGCAAGCGGACAAACCGAUCGAGUUCUGCGUCAAUGACGAGUUCGAUGUUAUUGCAGUGCCGGGUGGCCCAGGUGCAAAAGCUCUGGGUGCUUGUCAAACGCUGACAACGCUGUUGAGAGAGCAAAAAGCAGCAAGAAAACUCUACGCUGCAAUCGGUGAAGCCGUUCAUGACGUGCUCUACCACAAUGCGCUCGUUGAGGGUCCCAUGGCUGGCGAUCCGUCUGACAAGCGGCAUCUAGGCGACCUGUACACAGCUGACAAACUGGUGGUUGCAGAAAACUGCGUGACAAGCAAAGGCCCUGCCACGGCCAUCGCGAUGGCUAUCUCACUCGUGGAGCUGCUUCGGGGCGAAAAAGUUGCUCGAAAAAUCGCCAAAGACAUUGCGUUUGAGCCCAUCAAGACGCGAGCUUAA